Molecule: messenger RNA, 2127 nt
Organism: Thlaspi arvense
Lineage: Eukaryota; Viridiplantae; Streptophyta; Magnoliopsida; Brassicales; Brassicaceae
Source: the annotation of a GenBank genome assembly
AUGUUGGGCGAAUAUGGUAUAACGGAGGAAGACAUGGUUAUCGAGGAAGCUCAGGGAUACCCGAGAGCUUACGCAAAGAUCUGUCGCGAUAUUGAUUCUUCUCCGUUCAGAAAUGGCCCUCCUUUUACCUUCAUGCCAUACAUUCUUCAGCAGAAUGAGAGCUUGAGAUGCAGAGAAGUAGAUCAGAUGUUCCCUGUAAUAGAUCCGAAAGCGAGACAAACAACGAAGCCGAAGAUCUUCCUCAGUCUCCUGUGGAAACAACUUAAUCAUCUAGGUAAUGCCGGGUUUGAUCCGGCUGUUAUUCGGAUAGAUCCAUAUGGGAAUGUUCUUUACUUCCAUGCUGAUUCAGCUUCUCCUCUUGCUUGGGGCUUUGAUCAUUGGUUCCCUUGCUCAAGAGGAGGUUUAACAGUACCAAGCAACCUAAGGUUAGUGCAAUGGCAGGCACGCAAGAACAAGAAGGACAAACUUGAGUUCCUAGUACCAUGGUGGGAUCUUCAAGUUGGGAUUUCAGUGAAUCAAUUCUUGUCUAUUUUUGCUGCUUCAAGCUCUGAUUUCAGGAGGAGAGCGUUUUCAUUCUUGUUCAAAGAAGGCGAAAGCGAGGAACUUAACGGUUCACAAAUGGUUGAAUCACACCAUUUCCCACAGCAUUUCGUCGAAUCAAAAGAAAAAUAUGGCCUUGCAUCUGCUGCAGUUGUUGUUUCUAGAAGAGAUCCUUAUGAUCCUUCACUAGUCUUGAGAUCACUCGAUUACAAUCGCCAAACACCUUCAAGGAAGAUGAGACUCGGUGCAACGAAAGAGAACGAGACUCCGGAUCUGAUGAAAAAUCCGUAUCAGGCCAUUGUUGCAGCUAGGGACUCACUGAGACACCGAGAGGAAGCGCAGAAUAUGAGAGUCGAGAUGAACAAGUUAGAUGAUGAAAUGAAUGAUUUGAAAAGAAAAAACAGCGAAGAGCAGGUUAGCAUCCAGGAGCUGGAGAGCGAGCUGAUUAAGAGAAGAAGAAGAGCUGAAAAGUGCAGGAGAUUGGCAGAAGCUCAAUGCUCGUAUAGGAAUACACUCGAGAAGAUGAUCCGUGACGCUAUGCACCAGAGUGUUGUGUAUAAGGAACAGGUGAGGCUAAACCAGGCUGCGAGUAGCGCACUUAUGGCGAGGUUAGAGGCGCAGAAGGCGAUUUGUGAUGGUUCAGAGAAAGAACUUCACAAGAAGUUUAAAGAAAGAGAGGAGCUGGAGAAUCAAGUGAGGCCUGAAAUGGAAAAAGCAAGGAAAAGAUCCAGAUUUUUGCUGAGUGAUGAAGGUGAUGACUUGUUGCUAGACGACAGAGACAGGAAGUUAUCUUUGUAUCUUCCUGGAACAAGUGAAGAUAUGUCGUUACACAAGGAGCUAAGAGUGUACCUUGAAGAAGAGCAUAAAGCAGCAGUUUCGGAGGCUGAAACUCAGAAACAUGGGGAAAUAGAGGAAGAGGAGCAGAAGAAUUCAGAGAAGUCUCUUGUUGCGUUAGAAGAUAGGAAGAAACCUGUUGAAGAAAAGCUAGAUGUAGAAGAAGGGAAGCGAGGCAGCAGCAGAAGCUUCAGAGCGUUUCCUGUUAUCAAGGAACCCGAGAGCGAGGAAGAUGAGGAGAGCAGGAGAGAGCGGGGGAAAGGAAAUGUUGAGAAAUGGCUUCACAUUCUGCUGGAGAACAACGGCAAAAGCAACCCCCAGGAUCUUCAAACCGAAAAAAGCAAGAAGAUUGAUGAAAUGAUUGAGAAGCUGGACCACAAGUUCCCUCUGCUUGAAAAGGUUGAGGAAGAAGAAGUGGUGGAGUUGCAACCGCAGGCUGAGGAUGCAAACAACAACAACACGAACAAGGUGGAAGCAAGAACUGAAAGCUCACGUAGAAGCAGAAUGAGUUUUGAUCUGAAGAACACACCAGAGAAGAGUGGCAGAGACAAAGUGGUGAAGAGAUCAGAAAGUGCUAGAGCUUUCAGAAGGAUUCCAUCAUCUCCAUCACUCCUCUUCGGGAUGAAAAAGGGAAUCGACAGCAUAAGGAAGAAGCCUGUGGUUUCAGGUCACGACGAUGAGAACGAGUAUCUCGUUAAGAACAACUUCAUCAAGUCAUCUCUCCAAACAAUCAAACGAGCUGUCAAAUUUUAG